Populus nigra (black poplar) is the source of this 3153-nucleotide messenger RNA. RefSeq lists its product as uncharacterized. The record is from RefSeq and is a predicted model, not a curated record. Gene Ontology annotation, molecular function: protein binding. NCBI's taxonomy places the organism in Eukaryota, Viridiplantae, Streptophyta, Magnoliopsida, Malpighiales, Salicaceae. The coding region runs from base 200 to 2899 and encodes 899 amino acids. The transcript is spliced from 13 exons.
CCAAUAAUAUUAUCCGAAAUUGCAGUAAUAUUAUCCGAAAUUGCAGUAAUUUCACUGAACCUAACCGGAGAGAGCCCCAAUCUUCCCAUGGAAGCUACUGACAGUCUCAACUAUUAUCCAGUCACUUUCCCAUUACUCACAUAAAAAUACACAACAGACUAGGGUUUUCAAAAUCCCCGCCAUUUUCUUUCCCUCUCCAAUGGUGGUAGGAGACAAAAACCCUGAGACCCCGUCGGCUCAAAAACUCUCACAAUCAGACUCCUCACAACAUGCCCCUCCAUGCCCUAACCCCCAGGAUGACGCGUCGCCCAAGAAUCAACCACAAACACCCAAAGAUUUCAUACUCUCAGUAGCCUCCAAGCUCACUUCUCAACCUCUCACCAAUCCUGAUCCUGACGUCUGGGGUGUCCUCACUGCUAUUUCCAGUCACGCCCGUAAACGCGCUCAGGGUAUUAAUAUUGUAUUGACCGGGGAGGAGCAUUGUAUUGGAAGGUUAGUUGAGGAUACGCGGUUUCAAGUUGAAGCGAAUGCUGUUAGCGGCAAUCAUUGUAAAAUAUUCAGGAAAAAUGCCGUGGCCGAGUUAUCUGAUGUAACUGUUUUCUUGAAAGAUACGAGUACGAAUGGGACCUAUCUUAAUUGGAAGAAACUGACUAAGAGUAGCCCUGAAGCCAAAGUUCAACAUGGGGAUAUUAUAUCCUUUGCUGCUCCUCCACAGCAUGAACUUGCAGUUGCAUUUGUAUAUCGAGAAGUUGUUAGGUCCAAUUCUUCAAUGGAAGGUGCAGUUGCAAAAAGAAAAGCAGAGGAUAUUGUUGGGGAAAACAAGAGAAUGAAAGGUAUUGGAAUUGGUGCUCCUGAGGGUCCUAUAUCUCUUGAUGAUUUUCGGAUUCUUCAACGGUCAAACAAGGAAUUAAGGAAGCAAUUGGAAAAUCAAGUCCUUACAAUUGACACCUUGCGCAACAAGCAGCAAAAUACCAUUGAUCGUCAUGAAAAUGAAAUAAAAGAGAUGAAAGAAUCUGUUGCAAAAUCGUACCUUGACCACAUUAAGGAAUUGCAAAAUAUGUUGGAUGCCAAACAAAAGGAGCUUGUUGAGGUCAAUAGAAUAUCAGCUGAACAAAAACAUGUCUUGGAAGACCUUAAUGAAAGGCUUACUGCUUCUAGGCAGUCAUGUAAUGAAGCAAAUGAAGUAAUGAAGAGUCAAAAGGCAUCCAUAGCUGAACUCGAGGCACAACUAGAAGAAGAACGAGAUCAGAGAAAAGAAGAAAGGCAAAAGGCUACUUCUGAUUUAAAGGCAGCAGUACAGAGAGUUCAGUCUGAGGCACAAGAGGAAGUCAAACGACUAUCUAAUGCUGCCUUGCAACGGGAAAGAGAGCUGCAAGAAGAAAUCAAUAAGCUUCAGGAAAAAGAGAAAAAGUGGUGCUCACAAGUAGAAACCUUGAUGCCCAAACUGGAAGAAACGCGGCAAAAAUUGGUUGCAUCUGACAAUAAAAUUCGCCAGCUAGAAGCUCAAGUUUGUGAAGAGCAACUGGCCUCGGCAAAUGGAAGAAAAAGAGUGGAUGAACUCGAACAAGAAACGUAUAGGCUGAGGAAAGAACUUGAGAACGAAAAGCAGGCGGCUCGAGAAGAAGCUUGGGCUAAAGUUUCUACCCUUGAACUGGAGAUAAAUGCUGCAAUGCGGGAUCUUGAGUUUGAAAGACGGAGGUUAAAAGGUGCCAGGGAAAGAAUAAUGCUUAGGGAGACACAGCUGCGGGCAUUUUAUUCCACGACCGAGGAGAUAUCUGGACUCUUUACCAAGCAGCAGGAACAACUGAAGGCAAUGCAAAGGACAUUGGAAGAUGAGGAGAAUUAUGAUAACACAUCAGUGGAUAUUGAUCUGAAUUUAAAUCCCAGGAACAUGGAUGGCAAUUUGGUGAGAGAAAAUGGAAUGACUUGGCAUCAUAGCAACAGCAGGGCAAAGGCUGGCUCAGGUCCUUCAGCUCGGAGAUUUGACAGGAACCAAACUGUUACUUCUAGUGAUGGAGCAAGUGUCACUGAGAGGCAUGACUGUGAUACCAGAAGUCAAGAAGACCAAAAUACUCAAGAGGAAGAAUUUACAAGUGCUGAGCAUCACGUUAAGUGCGGCUUUGGUUCUGAAAUUGAUGGAGUUGGCACAGCACCUGUUUUGGAAGGAGAAACCAUUGGAACGGAGCAAGUUCUUGAAACAGAAAGCCUUGGUGUUGAUGGGGAGAGGAAUUUUGAUUUGAACAAAUAUAGCUCUGUGGCUGGGGACACAAUGCAAGUUGAAGGUGAAGAUUGUGUGCAUGAAGGUGAUGAGCGCAUUCAGACAAUUCAUCAUGAUGGCUUGCAUCACUCUCAAUCAAGUAAUCUCCCUGAGAAUCAGAGGGAUGUGGAAGGUACGGAACCUGGAGGCAUAAUCAGAACACAAGACCUUUUAGCUUCGGAAGUUGUUGGCAGUUGGGCUUGCAGCACUGCUCCUUCAGUCCAUGGCGAUAAUGAAUAUCCUGGAAGUGGAGAUGACAAUGAGAAACGUGGUGCUGAUCAUCAUGAUUCUAAUGGUCAAGUGGCUGAGAGUCAAAGUACGCCAUCUUCUGAUGCUGUAGCCAUCCGAAGGAAUCGUGAAUGUCGAGCAUUAAGUGAGAUGAUUGGAAUUGUUGCUCCUGAUUUAAAAGAUCAGUUUGGCACUGAUGUGGAUGGUGAUUGUGAUGGAGGAAAGGAGAGACUCGGUUCUUCCUCUAACUCAGAUACGGAGGCUUGUUCUGACAGUAAUGAUAAUGAGGAAUGUGCCAAAGGUGGAUCUAUGUCGGAUACAGAGACUGAAUGUAGUGACAAACCUGCUGAGGAUAAAAAUCUGGAUGAUGCAAUGGAUGAAGAUACUGAUGCCACACAAGACGAUUCUCAGUGAUGGCACCAAGCAAAAGGAACGAAUACAGUAAUAGCUGUAAAUCUUGGAGGCCCAUUUUUUUUGAACUUCCACCUCAAACCCUCCAUCCCCAUCCCGACCCGACCUCUGUAUAACCAUUUUUUUUUUCCUUUCAAUUCCCUCGUUCUGUAUUUAUUAAUUACUUGUGUGUAUACAAGAACUUUCUUUUUGAACGACAAUCAUAGCAGCAAUUGGUACUUUGGCAAUGCAAGUAAAUGAUCAAAUGUAAUAUUUCA